Aegilops tauschii subsp. strangulata is the source of this 1368-nucleotide messenger RNA. Its product is annotated as microtubule-associated protein RP/EB family member 1A. The record is from RefSeq and is a predicted model, not a curated record. NCBI's taxonomy places the organism in Eukaryota, Viridiplantae, Streptophyta, Magnoliopsida, Poales, Poaceae. Gene Ontology annotation, molecular function: microtubule binding.
CGCCGCAUUCGAAAACCUUCCUCGCGAAACACCAGCCCCGCUCCUCACCCUCCCCCACCUCCCCUGGUCCCUCGCGAGAGCAGGUCCGGGUCGCGUCUCCGGCGGCGGAGAAGCAAGGGCGGCGGAGAUGUCGGUCAGCAACAUAGGGAUGAUGGACGGCGCCUACUUCGUCGGGCGGAACGAGAUCCUCGCCUGGAUCAACACCACGCUGCAGCUCGGCCUCGCCAAGGUCGAGGAGGCGGCGUCGGGCGCGGUGGCGUGCCAGCUCAUGGACGCGGCGCACCCCGGGGCGGUGCCCAUGCACAAGGUCAACUUCGACGCCAAGAACGAGUACGACAUGAUCCAGAACUACAAGGUCCUGCAGGAUGUGUUCAACAAGCUAAAGAUCACCAAGCAUAUUGAAGUCAAUAAGCUCAUCAAAGGAAGGCCCCUAGACAACCUGGAGUUCAUGCAGUGGAUGAAAAGAUACUGUGAUUCUGUUAAUGGUGGAUUCAUGACCAGCUACAAUGCUUCCGAGAGAAGAGAAAGCAGCAAGGGUGGGAAAGACACCAACAGAAGGACAUCAGGGACUUCCCAGGCGCCUGCCAAGUCUGCAUCUGCCACCCACAAAGCUCAGCCUCCGUCGCAUGCUGCUAAGCGAGCCAACGGGCAUGCUUCAAAUGCUCCACAGCGGUGUGCAAGGCCGCCUCCAGCUGCAGCACCAGCUUAUGAUGCACAGAUGACCGAGCUGAAACUCCUUGUUGAUAGCGCCGAGAAAGAGAGAGAUUUCUAUUUCUCUAAGCUGCGGGACGUUGAGAUCUUGUGCCAGAGCCCCGAGGUUGAGCAUUUACCGAUUGUGAAGGCCAUCCAGAAGAUACUCUAUGCUUCGGAGGACGACCCCUCGACGGUGGCGGAAGCCCAGGCAGAGAUGGUGGCGCAGCAGAACCAGAUGCAGCAGCAGCCAAUGCUGAGCCCGAUCCUGGAGGCGUCUGAGGCCCCAAGCAUCACCCCCAAGGAUUCUUCCGAGGAGAGCUUGAGGCAGGAAGCAGCGGCAGCACACAAGAGGAAGAGCAUCUCGGACCUGGAGGAGUUCGAGAUGGGGUCGAGCUCCAGGAUGAGGCUCUCGGACGUCUCGGACGUGCAGCUGUGCGGCUCACCGUUGAUGAGCUUCACCUGAAAGAAAGGAGGGACCGAAUUGCAGGGGCUGAGUUGUUGUCAUUACCGGUUAUGACUUGUGGGUUUAUCUUGUGUUGUUUCGUUCGUUGUUUGGUGUUAUAAUGUGUGUGCUCUUGUGGAGCUGGAGUUGAACCUGCCUUUGACUGUGAUUGAUCUGCCACAGCAUUUGUGGCCUUCUGCAACAUGUUAUUAUUGAAUAGCCUCUUUUAUGUA